Molecule: messenger RNA, 381 nt
Organism: Macrosiphum euphorbiae (potato aphid)
Lineage: Eukaryota; Metazoa; Arthropoda; Insecta; Hemiptera; Aphididae
Source: the annotation of a GenBank genome assembly
AUGGAUUUAUUGAAAGAAAUUCAAGAGAGAAUCGCUGAAAUUCAAACACUAUAUCCCGAUCACAUGAACUGCGGCCAAUCGUCGAAAUUCACUACGUGCCAACCGUUGAAAUUUGCUGCAUUCUUGGAGAAGUUAAAAGAACUGGCUGGCCGAUGUGGAUCUGAAAAAAAAAACAAUCAUUACACUUCUUGUCCGAAAAAUAAACGGAUUUGCUGGCCAGAGAUGUCGGUUAUCAUAAGUAAAUGCGGGCCAGAUACAUGCCAAUGUGCGAUGGUACGUCUUUAUCAUCAUCAAUUAAAAUUAAUGCUCGAUGGGGUCGUCAAACAACAUGGUCCAGACAACGAUGGCGGAGAAACAAAUGCCGGAGGAAAACAACAAUAG